Lycium ferocissimum is the source of this 2567-nucleotide messenger RNA. RefSeq lists its product as uncharacterized. The coding region runs from base 79 to 2076 and encodes 665 amino acids. Gene Ontology annotation, molecular function: protein binding. NCBI's taxonomy places the organism in Eukaryota, Viridiplantae, Streptophyta, Magnoliopsida, Solanales, Solanaceae. The transcript is spliced from 9 exons. The record is from RefSeq and is a predicted model, not a curated record. Gene Ontology annotation, biological process: proteasome-mediated ubiquitin-dependent protein catabolic process. Gene Ontology annotation, cellular component: GID complex.
AUUUCUAUUUUCCAGUUCCCAUCAUCUCUUUUACACAACCGGUUGGGCGCAUAUGAAAUUCCAAAUUUGUCCUCAACCAUGCCGGCUUCAGCCUCAUCAACACCACACAACCGCCACGAAGAUCUAAUCCAACGGCUCAGCUCUUCCUGUUCAUCCACCUCUUCAAAACUCAAAUCCUUACGUGACCUCAAAAACCAAAUAAUCGGUAACCGUACAAAGAAACUCCGUUUCCUCAAACUCAACGCCGUUCCUUCCGUUACCUCAAUACUCUCUUCUUCUUCCGCGUGUCGUAACGGCGAUGACGUGGUGGUCAAUGAUUCGUUGAUUGUUGAAUCGGCUGCUGCUAUUGGUAGCUUUGCGUGUGGUUUUGAUGACGGCGUUAAAGCCGUACUUGACGCUGGUGCUUUUAACAUUCUUUUGACCCUCAUUUCGCAUCCUAAUCAUAAGGUAAUCGGUGCAGCUGCUCGUUCCCUUAAGUUCAUCUAUCAAUCGAAAUUAGCCCCAAGGUAUGAUUUUCUGCAGGGGAAUAAUAUGGAGUUUAUCCAGUCUCUACUGAAUAGUGAAAAUGAGAAUGUGACUGGACUUGGUGCAAGUAUCAUUACACAUUCUUGCCGGACAAGUAUGGAACAGAAGGCAUUAAGCGAUGCUGGAAUUAUUAAAAAACUCACUUGUAUGCUUGGAGGAUCUGUAUCUCAAAAAGAUGCUAGUUUAGAGUCUCUAGCCACUAUCCUGAAGGGAAAUCCAGAUGGCAUAUCAAAGUUCAUGGAACCUGAAAAUGGAGGAGCGUUGGGUACUGUUACUGAGUUGACCAAGGAUAAAAAUGCCCGGACAAGAUUGCUUGCUUGCAUAUGCUUGAUUGUCAUAAAGAACUCUGCUCCUUCUUGCCUUCAAGAUUUACGAAGCAAAACAAAAUUGAUACUAAUACUACUUGAGCUUCUUGAGGAUGAUCAAGUUGGAGAUGAGGCUCCUUUUGCCUUAUCUAGUUUAAUUGCAGAAAAAGAGGAUUUGCAAGUAUUAGCAUUUGACGCAAAUGUUAUCAAUAAACUUGUCAACCACCUGCGGAAAGGUCCAUUACUGCCGAGACGUUUGGAGGGAAUACUUAUUGCAUUGGGUAACAUGUGUUCGAGACUGGAACGCUGCAGGGAUCGGCUUUUGUCAUUAGAGGCUAUGAAGUUUGUAACUGAUGCCUUGAGUCACGAUAGUGGUGAAGUGCGUGCUGCAGCAUGUAUUUGUUUGAAAAAUGUUUCUCGCUCAGUCAAGAAUCUUAGUGCAGGUCUAUUUAUGAAUGAGAGCAUUGUUGUUCCCUUGGUUCGGCUUUUAUUUGAUGACAUUACCUUUGUCCAGGUUUCCGCCCUUGAUGCCAUCAGCAACAUAGUGGUUGAUUUCUUGGCGCAUAAGACACUGUUUAUGCAACGUGGAGGUGUGAAGCAGCUCGUUCAGCUUUCAAAGUCAAUGGAUUCAACUAUUAGGUUAAAAGCCGUGUGUGCUUUAAGGAACCUAACAUUCCUUGUGAACGACAAGUGUAAAGAGGAAAUUCUAUCAGAGCUCACAGAGUUGACACUAAGAAGCCUGAUUUGUGAUCCCGAGGCUUGUGUUCAAGAGCAAGCUUUAGCUAUGGUUCGUAAUCUUGUUGAUGGGCCUCUAGAUUCUAUCCAGCAUGUCUUUACUGAGGACGCUCUUCUGCUGCGUGCUGUUGGACGGCAACUGCAAAGUGCUACAAAAGCCGAAGUCUUUAUUCAGGCUAUGUACGUCUUUACCAAUGUUGCAUCUGGAAAUGAGGUGCACAAGGAAGCCAUUAUGCAAGAGCUCUUUCCACCAUCAGCUAAUGAUUCUGAAUCAAUUAUGUUCAAGUUUUUACAUAGUGAUGAUAGCCGGUUGCGUACAGCAGCAGUUUGGGCUCUAGUAAACCUUACUUUUCCAAGCAGUUCUGGUGCAUUUGGCCGAGUGAUGAAACUUCGGAAUGCCGGCAUAGUUUCCCAGUUGAAAAAUAUGGUCAAUGAUCCUUGCCUUGAUGUAAAGCUUAGAGUGAGGACAGCGCUGGGGCAAUCAAUGACUUCUGGUGAUGGUUCUACAUGACUAUUAUAUUUUUAUCCUUAAUUCAGUGGUUGGUGGGAGAUUCUGGUGCAGAAUGGUGCUUGGGCUUCAACUUGUUUUGUAUAAUGCCAUGUCUGCAACCUUUGGGACCAAGGAGAACAUGGUUUAAGCUUUUACCCCAGCAUUUUUUUCAAAUUCAAGGCUUUUUCUUUGGAGGUGCUUGGCUUAUGCUUGUGUGGCCUAGCCGGUCGUAUUCAACUGCAUCGUUCUGUGCCCCAGCCACAAUUUUGUAUAUUUUUGCCCUAGUGUAAUAUUUUCUUUGAUUGGUGCACCUGUUAUUAUGUAUUCCCCCCUUAUAAGCCCAUUCUUUCCCCACUAUUGUGGGGUGUUGGGAGGGGGAUAAUCAAUUAGAAGGCAUUAUCGUCCCUAGUCUCUCUUCACCUUUUCUUUUUUCUUGAGGGGUUUGGUUUUUGUACUUAGGUAAAGAUAAAAUACCUGCCACCAGUCCAUUUUUAACCUGUUUUGCUGAGUAA